AUGGCAGUGGUCAAUCUAGGCCAGUGGCUGAACACAGUAGUGCAGGAGGUGAUGACGUCAUCGAAACCUACCACGGAAAGCCAGCGCGUACCGCUAACAGCGCUUGCGCCAUAUCGCGAUGUCGUCAACUACCAACAUGCAGAAAAUAUCAGUCAGCUGCAGUUGGAUGUACACAGUGGAAACACGAGUGGCAUUGUCCUGGCGGAAAAUGAUGGUAAGUUAGUUGAUUACCCUGCCUGCCUGCCCCCUCCCCUGACAGCCGUCCGCAUUUCACUGAAUAGGGAAGAGGUCAAAUGGACGCCUUAG
This is a messenger RNA of Dibothriocephalus latus, 306 nucleotides long. NCBI's taxonomy places the organism in Eukaryota, Metazoa, Platyhelminthes, Cestoda, Diphyllobothriidea, Diphyllobothriidae. The record is from the annotation of a GenBank genome assembly.